Messenger RNA from Pipistrellus nathusii (Nathusius's pipistrelle), 1503 nucleotides. The record is from the annotation of a GenBank genome assembly. NCBI's taxonomy places the organism in Eukaryota, Metazoa, Chordata, Mammalia, Chiroptera, Vespertilionidae.
AUGGCACCGCCUUCCGCUCCGCUCUCCGCUCGGGGACCGGGAGAGGCCGGGCCCGGCCGGAGAAGGGGAAGGAAGCCCAGGGCGGUGAAGUUCGCGGACGUGGCCGUGUACUUCUCCCCGGAGGAGUGGCGGAGCCUGCGGCCCGCGCAGAGGGCCCUGUACCGGGACGUGAUGCGGGAGACCUACGGCCACCUGGGCGCGCUCGGGUGCGCAGGUCCCAAACCGGCCCUCAUCUCCUGGUUGGAACGAAAUACCGAAGAUUGGGAACCAGCUGCCCUGGACCCACAGGAGUGCCCCAGGGGAUUAAUGGUCCAAAGAAAAACCAGAACCAGAAAGAAGAAUGGAGAGAAGGAAGUAUUCCCACCCAAGGAGGCACCCCGGAAGGGGAAAAGAGGACGGAAGCCCAGCAAGCCCCGACUGAUUCCCAGACAGACAUCUGGAGGUCCCAUCUGCCCUGACUGUGGUUGUACCUUCCCUGAUCACCCGGCUCUGAAAAGCCACAAGUGUGCCCAGAAUCUAAAAAAGCCUUACCCUUGCCCAGACUGUGGGCGCCGCUUUUCCUAUCCAUCUCUGUUGGUCAGUCACCGGCGGGCACAUUCUGGCGAAUGCCCCUAUGUUUGUGACCAGUGCGGCAAACGUUUCUCCCAGCGGAAGAACCUCUCCCAGCACCAGGUCAUCCACACAGGAGAGAAGCCCUACCACUGCCCGGACUGUGGCCGCUGCUUCCGCAGGAGCCGGUCCCUGGCCAAUCACCGGACCACUCAUACAGGCGAGAAACCCCACCAGUGCCCUAGCUGCUCGCGACGCUUUGCCUACCCCUCCCUGCUCGCCAUCCACCAGCGCACACAUACAGGAGAGAAGCCCUACACCUGUCUGGAGUGCAACCGCCGCUUCCGCCAGCGCACGGCUCUGGUCAUCCACCAGCGCAUCCACACCGGCGAGAAGCCCUACCCGUGUCCAGACUGUGAGCGGCGUUUCUCUUCGUCCUCUCGCCUGGUGAGCCACCGGCGAGUGCACUCUGGGGAGCGUCCCUAUGCCUGUGAGCACUGUGAGGCCCGCUUCUCCCAGCGGAGUACGCUGCUCCAGCACCAGCUCUUGCACACAGGAGAGAAGCCGUACCCCUGCCCAGACUGUGGCCGUGCCUUCCGUCGAAGCGGCUCCCUAGCCAUACAUCGCAGCACGCACACCGAGGAGAGGCUGCACGCCUGUGAUGACUGUGGCCGCCGUUUUGCCUACCCCUCGCUGCUGGCCAGUCACAGGCGCGUCCACUCAGGAGAGCGGCCCUACGCUUGCGACCUGUGCUCUAAGCGCUUUGCCCAGUGGAGCCACCUGGCCCAGCACCAGCUCCUGCACACCGGGGAGAAGCCUUUCCCCUGCCUUCAGUGUGGCCGCUGCUUUCGCCAGAGGUGGUCUCUGGCCGUGCACAAGUGUAGCCCCCAAGUCCAAAACUGUAGCCCUAGACCUGCUGUAGAGGAAACCAGUCAAAAGGGCAGUGCCCUUUAG